Microthlaspi erraticum is the source of this 492-nucleotide messenger RNA. The record is from the annotation of a GenBank genome assembly. Lineage: Eukaryota; Viridiplantae; Streptophyta; Magnoliopsida; Brassicales; Brassicaceae.
AUGGAUUACGAAUACGGAGGAGGAGAGUACUGCAGGAGAGGACACGUGCCGGCGUUUGGGAGCUGGGACUGGAACGACGCAGUUCCAUUCACUCAGUGCUUCGAGACAGCAACCACUCAGCAGCCAGCGUUCCUCCACUACGCUCCUUACCCUCAAGAUCGCGAUCUUUACCUCGCCGGCGAUCUCUACGACAACCACCACCUUGUCGCUCCCGCCGUGAUCCUUCUCCCUCGACGCCGGGCUAAGGUGGGACAGGAGCCGAAGAGAGCCAGCUCCAAGGAGCAACAGAAGUACAAGACGGAGGCGCGUGAGUCUAACUCGCCGACGAACUGUCCUACUCCGGUGGUGAAGCGGAGGAAGAUGGCGCCGAAACCUGUGGAUGAAGACUUGUACAAAGUGUCCCCUCAACUUCUCUCCGUCAAGUCCCAAAAGAAAAGAGGAGGUGGGUUUGGGUGCAUUUCAAGGUGUUUUUUGCCAACACGGGUGCUUUGA